UAUAUACUCCCGGUGGGGCGGGGCGGGGCGCUUCUGGGGACAGGGGCAGAAGGAGCAGGGCUUGUAGCUUGUCAAAGGUUACAGAGACCCGACCUAUAUAAGGACAUGGGGCUGGCUGGGCUAAUCAGGGCUUCUGCUUUGGAGACUGGGCUUCAGGAGGCCCCUCUAGUGGGACAGGGCAGAGCUGUAGCCAUGGUGGUCCUGGGAGCUGGGAGGGGCGAGGCUUGGGCAGUACAGGGUGGGGUUUAAGGAUAAUCCCUCCCCCUCCGCAGGAGCUGAAGCUGGUGUUCCCGGGAGCACAGCGGAUGAACCGGGGCCGGGCAGAGCUGGGGACACUGCUCCACGCCUGUCGCGCCAAUGGCCUCACUGACCUGCUGCUGCUUCAUGAGCACCGUGGUGUCCCUGAUGGGCUGAUUGUGUCACACCUGCCACUGGGCCCUACAGCCUACUUUACACUGGCCAACGUGGUGAUGCGCCAUGACGUACCUGGGAUCGGCCCUGCGCCCCAAGCUGCCCCUCAUCUCAUCUUCCAUGGCCUCACCUCUCGCCUGGGCCAGCGUGUGACGAGCAUCCUCAAGUACCUGUUCCCAGUGCCCAAAGAGGACAGCAAGCGCGUGGUCACCUUUGCCAACCAGGAUGACUACAUCUCCUUCCGGCAUCAUGUGUACAAGAAGCUGGACCAGCACAACAUCGAGCUCACUGAGAUUGGACCUCGGUUUGAAAUGAAGCCGUACAUGAUCAAGCUGGGACCGCUGGACCAGGAGCCAGUGGCCGACGUGGAGUGGCGCUGGCACCCCUACACCCGCACUGCCCCCAAGCGCCGCCUGCUUAGUGCUCCCUAGGCCCAGAUACCUAGGUUCUCUCCUGCCGGGGGCUGCUGGGGGCUUGGACGCUUGGGUUUGCUGCCCCAUGGUGGGGCUUGGUCCAUGAGUGGACACCAGGGUUCCUUCCUAAUGGUGGUAGUUCUGGAUCCACAAUUUGGAGCCUGGAUGCUUGGGUUCCCUGCCUGGUGUGGGGGGCUCUGGCUCUAGGAUCAGGCUUUUGGAUGCUUGAGCUCCCUGCUUGGUGUGGGGUAUUCUGAGAUCUGGGUCUCCUGCCCCGUGGGGGGGUGGGGCUCCGGGCCUGGGAUCAGGGUCACAGAUGCCUGGGUACCCUGUCCAGUGUGGGAUAUUUUGGGGGUCUGGGAUCAGGCUUCUGGAUGCCUGGGUCCCUUGCCAGGCGUGGGAGUUCCUGGGGCCUGGAUUAAGGUCCCAGGCACCUGGGUUCCCCCUCACCCCAACUGAUGCAGGUGAGAUUCAGAGCUGCACAUCUGGCCCUUUAUUUCCACAGGGCCUGGUACAAUAAACGGCUCUUUUUGGUUCCUGCA
Molecule: messenger RNA, 1366 nt
Organism: Alligator sinensis (Chinese alligator)
Lineage: Eukaryota; Metazoa; Chordata; Crocodylia; Alligatoridae
Gene: IMP4
Product: IMP4, U3 small nucleolar ribonucleoprotein
Exons: 5
Coding region: 306-842 (178 amino acids)
Biological process (GO): rRNA processing
Cellular component (GO): small-subunit processome; nucleolus; Mpp10 complex
Molecular function (GO): snoRNA binding; rRNA primary transcript binding
Source: RefSeq, a predicted model, not a curated record